Molecule: messenger RNA, 246 nt
Organism: Penicillium verhagenii
Lineage: Eukaryota; Fungi; Ascomycota; Eurotiomycetes; Eurotiales; Aspergillaceae
Exons: 1
Coding region: 1-246 (81 amino acids)
Source: RefSeq, a predicted model, not a curated record
AUGAAGGUCUUUGAAAAGAACGAGAUUCACGCCUUAGCAUACUUCUAUUGCUUGCGUGACUCGGCCGAAUCACAGCGUGCAAGCCCGCAGAGUAUUCUGGCUUGUAUAGCGCAUCAACUCUCACGCCGCUCUCAGACUGACUCGAUUGCUCCUCCUACGCUGGCGCUGUAUAGCAAAAUGAGCUCCACAGAGGGCACAAAGCGAACACCAAUGUCGCGGAGCUAUCUGGGCUUAUCCGAGAAUUGA